Molecule: messenger RNA, 1044 nt
Organism: Labrus mixtus (cuckoo wrasse)
Lineage: Eukaryota; Metazoa; Chordata; Actinopteri; Labriformes; Labridae
Gene: fgf21
Product: fibroblast growth factor 21
Exons: 4
Coding region: 83-703 (206 amino acids)
Biological process (GO): animal organ morphogenesis; fibroblast growth factor receptor signaling pathway; positive regulation of protein phosphorylation
Cellular component (GO): cytoplasm
Molecular function (GO): fibroblast growth factor receptor binding; growth factor activity
Source: RefSeq, a predicted model, not a curated record
AACUCAAUUUAUCCUAUUUCUUUUUUAUUACUAUAGAGAUAUUCAUUUUCUAUUUAUUCCUAUUUAUAUUAUUUUUUUCCAAAUGUUUCUGUUUCCACAUACCUUGACCUUUUACCUGCCUGCUUUCCUCUUUAUCAUCUCACUUCCUUUCUCUCUGCCAUUUUAUCUCCCUGACUCCAACCCACUUUCAAACUUGAAUAAUCAAGUUCGAGAGGUGCUGCUCUACACAGACAAUCAUAGAAGAGGCAUGUAUCUGCAGAUGACUCUGGAUGGGAGAGUGUCAGGAAGUGAUGCGCAGACUCCUCAAAGUGUGAUGGAGCUUAAAUCUAUAAAUCCAGGAAAUGUAGUCAUCAAAGGACGGUCUGCAGCUCUGUUUCUUUGUAUGGACAGUGAAGGCCAUUUAAGGGGGCAGAGACAAUACGUGGAAGCCGACUGCACCUUCAGAGAGCUGCUCCUGGCAGACGGAUACACUCGUUUCCUCUCCUCACACCAUGGAGUCCCGGUGUCUCUGGCAUCCAAACACUCUCCAGACCGACACGCGGUCCCCUUCACUCGAUUCCUACCACUCAGGAAUACUUUGGCAGGCGAGAGUGUGUCUGAACAGCCACAAAACAAUGAGAGAUAUUUCAACAUGGACUCUGAUGAUCUUCUUGGAAUGGGUCUAAACACUGUGGGCAGUCCUCAGUUCUCCAUGGACAAGUGAAAACAGAUCUAAAACUGUGGAUGUGCCUCUAAAAAUAGAUUUUACUGACCUGGUUCAACCUGCAGACUUGAUUAUGUUAAGAAAUGAGCGGCUAAGUUAUUUUUUCAGCAUUGUAAAUGUAACUUAUUUAUUUAUUUGAUGUGUUGUAAUGGUUAUUUAAAGAAAAAAGUUCAUAAAAUAUUUGAAUUAAAGGACUGUUCCUCAGUCAUGUUGACUGUAAUAUAUGGGGCUUUGCAGUUUCUCUAAUUUGGAUUUGACUAAAAAGACAAAUAAUUAUAUUUUUACUCUACUCUGUUUGAGAUGAGAUCUAAAUUAAAAGAGCAUAUGUGCACUCAGCAUUA